Austrofundulus limnaeus is the source of this 2501-nucleotide messenger RNA. It is a transcript of the gene kctd13, whose product is annotated as potassium channel tetramerization domain containing 13. Bases 400 to 1371 code for a protein of 323 amino acids. The record is from RefSeq and is a predicted model, not a curated record. Gene Ontology annotation, biological process: protein homooligomerization; proteasome-mediated ubiquitin-dependent protein catabolic process; negative regulation of Rho protein signal transduction. Gene Ontology annotation, cellular component: Cul3-RING ubiquitin ligase complex. The transcript has 7 exons. Lineage: Eukaryota; Metazoa; Chordata; Actinopteri; Cyprinodontiformes; Rivulidae. Gene Ontology annotation, molecular function: ubiquitin-protein transferase activity; protein binding.
AGCGGAAGUGUGGUUUUCGUUUCCGACUGACCUAUUUAGCUGUUUUCAUUAGCAUCAGUAAAUAAACUCUSAAACAAUGGAGUGGUCAGAUGUGAACGUAGGAUUUCAGGAUUUGUGAUGGACACGUCUAKAUUUCUCACCACAGUUUAGGCGGUACAAAGCUGAAGACAGUUCCUCUUUUUAAAGUGCAUUAAAAUAAAUUAGCUGUUCUGUUGUUUGCCUCUUGUAGGAGGUUGCGACAUGARAUUGUCGGAAGUUGCGUUUUGAACUUAUUGUCUGUUUUUUUCCUGUCUACGUAGCUCGAUAAUUGAUUAUCAAUUUUUUACUUAAUACRUUUAGCUUUCACUUUUGCAGAAACCUUUGGAUGUUCAGUGUGACAGGAAGUGACUCCACAGCUUCAUGUCUGCGGAGGCUUCAGUUGGCAGUCAUGCUGCCGACUCCGCUGUUCCCCAGCCUGCCUGCCACAACACGGACACACACAGAGGUGCGGGUCUGUUGGGGAGCAAGUACGUCAAGUUAAACGUGGGAGGCUCCUUGCAUUAUACAACCGUCCAGACCUUAAGCAAAGAAGACAGUCUGCUGCGGAACAUCUGCACAGGAGGGACAGAUGUCACCAUAGACUCUGAAGGUUGGGUGGUUUUGGAUAGGUGCGGCCGACACUUUGAAGUGGUUUUGAACUUUCUGCGAGAUGGUUUGGUGCCRCUUCCAGAGGACUACAGAGAACUAGAUGAAGUCUUAAAAGAGGCUCAGUACUAUCGAGUACAGGGACUUGUGCAGCACUGCCUCAGUGCCAUGCAGAAACAAAAGGAUGUCUUUGAAAGUGUUUGCCGCAUCCCUAUGAUCACUUCAGUCAAAGAAGAGCAGAGGAUGAUCGCUACGUGUAGAGAGCCUGUAGUAAAGCUGCAGAACAACAGAGGAAACAACAAAUACUCCUAUACAAGCAACUCCGACGACAACCUGCUGAAGAACAUCGAGCUGUUUGACAAACUCGUGCUUCGAUUCAACGGCCGCGUCCUGUUCGUCAAAGACGUGCUCGGGGAUGAGAUCUGCUGUUGGUCUUUCUACGGCGAAGGCCGAAAAAUUGCAGAAGUGUGCUGCACUUCCAUCGUCUAUGCCACGGAAAAGAAGCAGACAAAGGUCGAGUUUCCCGAGGCACGGAUAUUUGAAGAAACACUCAACAUCCUGAUCUAUGAGAAUAACCGAAGGUCGGGUCCAGGAGGAUUGCAUCUCUUAGAUUCAUCUCUGGGGGGCGGUCACUCCGAGGAGGAGGGCGCCACGGGAGGGGACAGGCGAGUGAGACGGAUCCACGUAAGGAGGCACAUCAUGCAUGAUGAGCGAGGACACGGUCAGCAAACUGUGUAUAAGGACUAACUCUGUGAAAAUAAUCAUACGGCAUGGGAGAGUGAUUUAUUUUGCUUUGUUGUUGUUGUUGUUUUGAAUGCUUGCAGAAUGAAAGAGACGUCCUCGUUUAGAGCAAUAUAGCUCGGUCUUUUUCUGAAAAUGUCUUUAAGCACACUUUGCCGAAAUCGGAGGGUUGACUGAUUUUUGUGACUCAAGUUAGAGAAAAUGUUUACAGGAAAAACAAUUUGUACACAUGUGAAUAGGAAAUAACUGACUGGAAACUGUCAAAAUCUUAUUUCAGACGUUCAAAAGCGUUUCAUAUGACUGAAUGAAUCUUAAUUUAUCUUUAAUCUUGAGAUCACCUUCUGUUACUGCGGGUACGACUUGUGUGGCAGCUUCCUCUCCAGCUGUAGGAAAUACUGUCAGUUUAUUCAGGCUGUCAAACAUUUGAUGUUUCUGUUAAAAACAACAAUCCUGCUGAACAGUGACUGACUGAGGUCGGUGAGGCUGAGCCCUGACAUGUUGACACUGAAAAUAGACCCAAAAAAAGCCAUUUUUACUUAGAGGUGUCCACGAUAGAGCAGCUCAGUUUUCUUUGUUUAAAUUAUUACACUUGUUGCUUCAAGUUGUUGUUGUUUUUUAAUAAUUUAUGAAUCUAAUUUAUUGUUUGGUAUUUAACUUUUGUAUCAGAUGUUUGGGUUACGUAAUGCUUAAGUGACUUAGUUCUGCAACUCUACAGCACAGAUCAGAUUUUAAUUUAUACCUAAUAAUAAAUCUUAAACCUACACAUCAGUUCAAUGUUUCAAGAUUAACUGUGACCAUUUUCUUUGUGAGUUAUUCUGAGCCAUGAUCUUUCACUUUUGCUUUGUCUUGUACCAAAUUUAUUGGCCAUACAGUCAUUAGAAAGGUAGGAUAGACUUAAUUUAUUUGUUUUUACCUCAGGGAGAGGAUAAAUUGCAUUUUUUUUUCAGUAUUCACUGGCAAAAUGUUAACCUAAGCACUCUGAAUAGCUGGAAGGGGGGAAAUAAGCCAUUGAAUGGGAGGAAAAUGUUAGUCAAACCCAUACUUGAUCCCUAAAGAUGCACUAAUACAAAUUCCAUUCUGUUGUUUUGGAAAUGUUUUAAAUUAACUGCUUAUAAAAUAAAAUGCUUACAAAACCA